AUGUCCCAAACUGCAACAGAACCUCCUCGGAAGCGCCAGCGAGUCACUCAGGCCUGCCACCGAUGUCGACGUAAGAAAUACAAAUGCGACAGUGAACGCCCAACCUGCUCUACAUGCAAAGCUUCCGACGCCGAAUGUACUUACGGAACCAUCGCAAAGCGUCGCGGUCUUCAGUCUGGUUAU
Molecule: messenger RNA, 183 nt
Organism: Aureobasidium namibiae CBS 147.97
Lineage: Eukaryota; Fungi; Ascomycota; Dothideomycetes; Dothideales; Saccotheciaceae
Exons: 1
Biological process (GO): regulation of DNA-templated transcription
Molecular function (GO): DNA-binding transcription factor activity, RNA polymerase II-specific; zinc ion binding
Source: RefSeq, a predicted model, not a curated record